AUGGAAACCAGGGGAAAGUCAGAGCUCCUGGAGAGCAGACUGAGCAUGGCUGACUUAGUGAAGAUGCAGAGUCUUUUCCUGGACGACACCUCAGGGAAGGGUGUGUCCCUGGAUAAAGCAGAGUUUGUGAGGAGGGCAUGGUCAGAGGUGGGCGGAGGCUCUUUGGACGAGUUCGCGCAGCUUUUUGACAACGCCGAUGUGUUGCGGGGCGGACAGCUGAACUGGUCCCAGCUCGCCUCCUUCCUGCUACUGGGACUGUCUGAAAAGGAAGAGCAAACCAAAGCGUCAACGGUGCCACGCUGGAAACCUGCCCGUCAGCUGCCCACUCCUCACCGACAGCCAAUCGAACACUUCACCCAUCUGCAGGGAGCCAAUCCACAGUACCUGAGCAUCAGCAGAGAGGGUACGCUGGGUGUGUGGGCAGAAGACCUGGUCCUACUCAAAAAACACCAAGUGGCCAAUGACUCAGUCCGGCCCAAAGACCUGUGGGUAACUGGAAUGGCAGUGCUUCCUAAUGUGUACAAGAUAGCCGUCUCUUUCACCAGUAAGGAGAUCUGUUUCUAUGACCUGCUGUCUAAGCCAGAGUUUAACUGUCAGUAUAAGAUACAGGGCCUGGAACACACCCCCAUCUGUCUGGAUUACUGGUACCACCCCCAGGACCCCGACCAAGCUGUGCUCACCUUUGGCGACAUGGGCGGGCAGGUGAAUGCCAUUUGCUUCUGCUCUGCUCUCAUCUCUCUAUUUGAGAGGCCUGGUCUUAGUGUGGAAGAGAAGUCGGUCAUCAUCAUUAAGUGGGCGGAGCUUGUCCAAGGCCGUCAGUCCUGCUGUUACACAGUCAGACACAGGGAACAUGGCCCAAACUGGGUCCGUAGAGUGCGGUUCCUGGGAGCCCUGGAGGCUGUUUUGUCUUGCAGCAGCGGGUCCCAGAGCAGUCUGGUGCUGGCCUGGACAGGCAAGGAGGGCCAUCCCCUGAGACUCAGCUCCUUUCACAUGAAGAAAGGCAUCACAGACCUGGACUACCACACUCAGCUCAGUCUCAUAGCCACUGCAGGUGUGAACCAUCAGGUGUGCCUGUGGAACCCCUAUGUAAUCUCUAAACCGGUGGGCGUCCUCCGAGGUCACAUGACCAAUGUGGUGGCUGUGCGUUUCAUACAGGGAAAGAAACGGUUGCUGAGUUUCUCCAAAGACAAGGUACUGAGAGUAUGGGAUGUUGCCACCCAUCUGUGUAUCCAACAUGUAGCUGGGAUCUUUCCAAAGACCCAUGAGUGUCAGACUCUGCUGUUCUUCCAUGAGGAGUGCUCGCGUCUCCUCCUCUCCUUCAACAGUGCUCUGUUCCUUCUGGAGGUGAACCAGGAGGCUGGGAGGAGGGUCACGAGCCACGAACGCACCAUCACCUGCGUCCUGUACAAUGCUCUCUUUAGACAGGUCAUUAGCAGUGAUGCUGCCUCCACUGUGACCUUUUGGCUCAUAGACACAGGUCAUAAGGUCAAGCAGUUCCCCUGUUGCCACGGUGAUGCUGAGAUUUCUACCAUGGCAUUGGACACAACCCAGACCCGUCUGUUUACUGCUGGCACGGACGGCCUGGUGAAGGUGUGGGACUUUAAUGGACACUGUUACCAUAGGCUAAACGCAGGAUGUAACCAGGCAGAGCAUAUCUCCCAAAUACUGGUGCUGAAGAGAACAGUGCUCAUAAUGGGCUGGGAAAGGAUUCUCAGAGUGUUCAGACUCAACACAUUCUCUCAGUACCAUGUUCAGCCAUCUGAGUGGAGGGGUGGUCUUCAGCACUGUGAUGAUAUCCUUUGUGCUGCUUUCUGCCCACCCCAGACCCUGGUCACAGGCAGCCAUGAUGGAGAGAUUAUUGUUUGGAACAACAGCACUGAGAAUGCCUUGCGCAAGCUGCGUCCAGAUGGCAACCACAGCCUAAUGUCCAAAUUUGCAGAUCGCACCCUGCUGAAGACCAAGGCUCUACCCUCAGCAUCUAGAUGCUCACCUUCAGGUUCUGAGUGUUCUCUGCUCUCCGCUGCCAUCUCUGGUGAGAAAGACACGGUCAACAGACUUUGCUUCAUUGGGAAUCGUAAGGAGGUGGCUCUGACAGGUGGAGCCGAUCUCGUGUCAGGUGGGAGGUCCGGACUGAUCCGGUUCUGGAACACAGCACAUAGUUCUCUGGUGGCUGAAUUUGUUGCCCACAAACACUCAGAAUCUGUCAUUUUUACCGUGGAUGGAAGUGGGUGUUACCUUGUGACUGGAGAUAUGAAUGGAGAGGUGAAGAUAUGGGACAUACAGGACUAUUGUCUCCAGCCCAGUGAGGGUGUAACCAACCAUAUGCCGAAUCUGUUGUCCAGUCUCCAGCCCCACACAGACUGUGUCACCGACCUGGAAACAUGUGUUCAUGAUGACUGUCUGUACCUGCUCUCAGCCUCUGCUGACUGUUGUGUAACGCUUAGCUACCUGAGUGGAUCCAUUGUGGGAAUCUUUGGACAGCAGAAGGAACACUGGUGCCUGGGUGAGAUGGGGUGUCCUCAGCCAACAGAAGAGCAUGUGGGGAACAUGGAACCACCAGAGGAGACAAUGCCAUGCCCACAGCCUCCAGAGACCAUCACUGAACACAGUUCCCCGACACUGAAUGGAUCAGAGACCUCACAGAGUGCAAGAGAGACCAACUGGGUUGAUGAAGAGCAACCCAGCAUCCACAGUGCCAAUGUCCUGGGCAGAAGUGGACUUGUGUGGAGAUACAGAGAGGGGCGCAGCUUAAAGGAGUGUCACAGCAAAUGUUCCAGGAGAGGCUACACACGGCACACUGUUAUUGGUGUAUUUAGUGAGAUGAAAAUUGAUGAACUGGAGGCAGUGGGGGACCUGCAUAAGCCAGACUUUAUGAUCAAUCCUCAUUUGUAUUUUGGCAAGAUGUGGGACUCCUCCAGUCCAACGCCUCUACCCUUGCCGACUGCCUCUCUGGAAAACACAUUCCGAGCUCCCUUUGGUGAGAGGAAUUUCUUCACUGAGAAGUUCCUGAGACAGUCUGAGUUGGCGCAAGGCUCUCAUGACCAAUCAACGGAGGCCAAAAUGACAAAGACCCACGGAGGGAGAGGCAAAAGACAGACAGAGCAGGAGCUGUUGCUCAGUGGUUGUGUGAGGAAACUGGCUGUUUCUGAUGUACUGAUGGACAGUCUGGAAUUUCUCACCUUUAGAAACCUGCGAGAGCUGCGCAUGGAGACGCUGCAGUUGGACCUGGAGAGCAAGGAUGUAGAGAGCCGUCUGCAGCAGCUCCGAGACAACAUGAGCCGGGAGAAAGAGGAGAGAGAGUGA
Messenger RNA from Chanos chanos (milkfish), 3303 nucleotides. RefSeq names its product zinc finger, B-box domain containing (gene zbbx). Gene Ontology annotation, molecular function: protein binding. The transcript has 19 exons. Bases 1 to 3303 code for a protein of 1100 amino acids. NCBI's taxonomy places the organism in Eukaryota, Metazoa, Chordata, Actinopteri, Gonorynchiformes, Chanidae. The record is from RefSeq and is a predicted model, not a curated record.